Molecule: messenger RNA, 4183 nt
Organism: Argiope bruennichi
Lineage: Eukaryota; Metazoa; Arthropoda; Arachnida; Araneae; Araneidae
Product: frequenin-1-like
Exons: 8
Coding region: 59-616 (185 amino acids)
Molecular function (GO): calcium sensitive guanylate cyclase activator activity; calcium ion binding
Source: RefSeq, a predicted model, not a curated record
CGAUUACUGACGCAAUGCACUGACCAAGUUCCCAUUAAAGGGCAAUUCGUUUCUAAUCAUGACUCUUUUAUGUGACCGAAAUACAGCAGAAACGCAUGUCUGGACGUCCCGAGUUACCGAAAAAGAAGUCCGGCAGUGGUAUAAAGGCUUUCUGAAAGAUUGUCCAAACGGCCAAUUAACAGAACAAGGUUUCUUACGGAUAUACAAACAGUUUUUUCCACAAGGAGAUCCUUCCAAAUUUGCCUCUUUAGUAUUUAGAGUCUUCGAUGAAAACAAGGAUGGUGCCAUCGAGUUUGAGGAAUUCAUACGAGCCCUUUCGGUGACGUCACGUGGUAGCCUUGAGGAGAAGCUCGUAUGGGCAUUCAAACUUUACGAUGUCGACAACGAUGGUUACAUAACGCGUGAGGAAAUGUAUAGCAUCGUCGAUGCCAUAUAUCAAAUGUUGGGUAACCAAGCCAAAGUUGAAGAAUCUGAAGAUGACCCUAAAAAAAGAGUGGACAGGAUCUUUGAACAGUUGGACAAAAACCAUGAUAACCAGCUUUCGCUAGAGGAGUUCAAGGAAGGCUCUAAGCAUGAUCCGAAGAUCGUUCAGGCGCUGACGUUGUACGCCCCUUAGCCACCCCUCCUUCUUUUCCUAGCAUUCCACCACAAGCACAAGAUGACACACCACACAAACUCUCUUCGCACACAUAUCACUCUUCCUUCCCAUCAGUAACUUCCGCUACAGGGUGCCCCAGGCAAAUUAAACAGCUGCUGGAAAAAUAUUUUCUUGCUUACAUAGGUGCUGAUAUGUAAGUGACUAAUAUUUAAGUGAAUGCCGCAAAAGCAAUGACAGCUCAAUCCGCACGCUAAUUACAGUUAUUGAUUAUUUUAAAAAAAUCGUAGAAAUUCAGAAAUUAAAAAUACUUUAUUUUGGCUAAAAUGAAUCAAUCACCUGUUAAUAAUUCAGUUCCUCCAGAUGGAGAUGUUGAGCGUCUGUUACAGAAUUCAAUUCCUCCAACUGACACUCAACAGCUCCAUCUCGAGGAACAAAAUUCUAAAGCAACAUCUUUUGGCUGUAAAAUAUGUGUAUAAAAGUUGUACUUGGUCUGAAUUUUGUUUUAAAUUUUCUUUACUUAUCAGUUUUAAUUCGUAUUUCAAUGUAAUAUCUAUCGAAAAAAGAAAGAAAAAAAAUGGAGACAAUGCAUGUAAAAUUAAAAAAAGUUUUUUUUAAAUGAAAUUGGCCUUUAAUUUCUACAUUUCUAAGAAAUUUAUCUCGAUAUUCUCAAAUUUAUAUAUGCAUGUUUCGCUUUAAAUGAGAUUUUUUUCAUUUAAUCCUUUUGAAAUAAUUUAAUACAUAAAUAUUAAAAUACUUAACUUUAUAAACGGGCCUGACUGAUGAAACUUAUUCGUUAUAAUUUAAUUUCUUUUAGAACUAGACGAUAUAUUUGAAAUAUUUUAUAUUUGAUUUCCUUUUAACUUUAAAAUAAUAUUUCAGACGGAUUUGAGCUAUCAGAUGCUUACUUUUAUUCAGCAAGGAAGAAAAAAAAAGUUUCAUGCCUAAAAUAUCAAUAAUUAGAAUUCUAACAUUUAAAUUGAAGCUUUAAUGCCGGAAUUUCCCUUAUGCAAGUUUACUGAGAAGUAGAAAGGUAUAUUAGAGAAAGGUAUCUGAUUUCUUAAAAUCUAAAGAAGAAAGUGAAAUUUAAAUUAAAAAGAUUGAAAUCUCAUUUACUGUUCUGUUUGUUCGAAAAUUGGAAAUCAAUUCUAAACACAGCAAUCGAAGAUUUUCUAUUCUAUUGGUAUAUUUAAGUUAUCAAAAAUUAAUGCAUUUUCAUAGGGCAGUCAAUGCAUCGGGCAUCCUGUAUCUACAGUUUCCUUUCUUCAAGUAAUCAAUUCCCAAGUCAGUGGGUAGAGGGCGCUUUUCGAUAUUCUUCGUUGGUGCUGCCUCCACCCUCUACAGGUUUCUUUGUUCUUUAUUAUUGAUGUGUAUCUCCCUUGUGGUUUCCCUGUUCACUUUGGAGUAAAAAUGCAACUCUUUUGUGUUUGUGUACUAUCUUAUUCUUUUUCAAUAUCCGUGUCUUAAAUAUAAAGGAAGAAUUGAAGUUUACAAGAAGAAUUUCACUGUUCAUGGUGGGGCAAAAUUGGAGCAAGAUUGAGGUGCUAUAGUUUGGUUUUGUAUUCAUUUAUAUUUCAGAAAUUUUGUUUGAAAUAAUCUUAAGUGAAAUAUAUGCUUAAAAAAUCAUUGUGAUCUUGUGAUAAAUGCUUAAUAUUUUGGUCUCUAAUGAGUAGAUUCAGUCUAUCUGUCUUUUCGAAGAGCAUGUUCGCUUAGACAAUAGAUAUAAUUUCAGCAAAUUAUGUGAUAAUUAUUCUAAGUUUGUAUUUUUAAUUUGUCUAGUAUGGUUAGAAAUUCCAUAUUUGUUAGAAAGUAAUAUUCGCUGGCGUUUUUGUAAAUGGUAAAGCAAAAUUGGACAUAAAUUGAUUAAAAUUGGUUUUUGAAUAAAUAUUCAAACACAUUUCUCAUAUUAUAUGACAACAUGGAAAAUACAUUGCAAUCUGAAUUAAGUAAUAUAACUAAAUAAAGGUCCUAUAAUAAUGGAAUUAAGUUUAUUUAAUAUAUAUAAUGAAUAAACUAUAGUACUUGGAAAGUUGAUUUGGGCAACUACGAAAAGAGCAAGUUGUGAUUAUUGAAUGUAUACAAAGGAGACGAGAAAAAAAUUAUUGUUUUUUCCAACAUAAUUUGAAUAAGUAUUGUGUGAUUAGAAAUUCUUCCUGGGGCUUUCUUCACAAGGAUAAAUAAUAAAAACAACAUUUUUAUUUGUUUACAUACAUAUCCUAUAUAGAUGUACUUUAUUUACUUUGUAACCCUUCCGUCAAAAUAGUAUAAAUAUGACAAUAUAACAAAUAUAUCUGAUAAAUCUAUGCAAUAUAUCCUAAUUUCACUCGUUGUCCUGAGCCGGAUCAUCCCAUAAAUUUGUAUUCCUUACUCUCCUGAAAGGACACUCAUUUUCUACUCUGAUGUAAUACUAUGAAUCUUACAAUUCUGAAAAGGUAUUGACCUCAUAAGUAUAAAUAUUCACAAAUACAUGUUAAAUUUGAAAUUUAUAAUUAAAAAUUUCUAUGCAAUUAUUCAUGGUGCAGUGUCAGCUUCUUGAAUGCUUUUACAUGACUAAAUGUAAAAAGUGUAUAUACAUAUAAACGCUAAAAAAAAUAUUAUUCAAAAGAAAAUUGCCAACUCAUAAGCCAAUAUUUGCUCGUCCACUAGAACUUGAUAUUAGAAUUGAAUAGCGUUUUCUUCCAUAUUAUAUUAGAUACAUAACAGAAUGAAGACCAUAAAUGUUAAAAACGCUUAAAAUAUAGGUAAUUUUUUUAAAAAAUGGGAAUAUAAAUCUUAUUUUAAUCCAGUUCUUCUUAAAAUUUAUGCAUUAAAAUAUGAAUAAUCCAUGAACUUUAUUAGUUGAGUGUUCACGUGUUUUAGAAAACUUCAAUUAGUUUCCGAAUCUACAAAAUCAAUAUUGUCCAGUCAUAGUUUAACCACACAUAUUUGUGAGAACUUAACGACAACAAAAAGUUUAGCUAUCUUUGUCUCUUUACUCCAUACUGAUUAGCUUCUGUUUAUUCUUGUCACCUACUGAUUGUUUUGUAAGAAGUAGAGCCAUAACUACAGUCCUCAAGUUUAAAAUAACAAAACUUCCCGUCAUUAAGUGCACAAUUUAUAGAUGAAAUGCUGCUCAUUUGGAGCAUGAGAAUUCUCAAGACCAGUUUUAUAUUUGCUGUUGAUGACUUUAGGCUCGUAAAAGUUUAUUAAUAAAUGCAAUUCGGUACUUCAAGUAUUAUUCAAAAUUCACAAUAACAUGGAGAAUUUCAUUCAAAGAGCCAGUCUAUGUAAUAAGCACUGUAUAUUAUCGUACGCUAUAUAUGAAGACAAAAUUUAGUAAUUGAUAAGAAUAUAUAUUUAACAAGAAAAGCAUUGAUAGUUAAUGAAAUCGCACAAUUAGAGUAUGAGGAAUGACAUUUAGUCGACGCGAACAUAAAUUUAUAAAAAUCUGCAAAAAAUUUAAUUAUAUAAAAAAUUUAAUCAAUCACAAUUUAUGUUAUAAUUGUUUUAUAUUAAUAUUUAAUUAUCAUCAUUAUUUUAAUUUUAAUAUAAUUCAAAUAUAAUUCAGAUUAUAACGCUAUCAUAUUAAUAUUUAAUCAUCAUCAUUUU